AUGUCUUCUAUCGCCAAAAGAGAAUUUAAUGAGCUCGCACUUGACGGUAGCAACUAUUUGACUUGGGCUUUAGACAUCGAGAUUCAUCUCGCGUCUAAAGAACUAAGCCAAACCAUUGUUGCUGAGUCACAGUGUACAAACGCCCAGAAGGCGCAGACUCUCAUUUUCUUACGUCACCACUUGAACCACGACCUGAAAAAUGAAUACUUGACUGAAAAGGACCCUUUGGCAUUAUGGGAGUCCCUGAAGGACCGCUUUGACCAGCAGUCAUCGAUUGUCCUCCCUCAAGCCCAAUUUGACUGGCUUCACCUGAGGUUUCAGGACUAUAAGUCAGUUAUUGACUACAACUCGGCCCUUCAUAAGAUAGUUUCGCAACUAAAGCUCUGCAAACAAGAAGUUUCAGAGACAAACUUAAUUGAAAAGACUCUGUCUACCUUUCAUGCGAGUAACCUUGUACUCCAGCAGCAGUACAGGGCAAAGAAUUAUGAAAAGCAUUCUGAUUUGAUAUCUGCACUUCUUGUGGCCGAGAAGCACAACCAGUUGUUGACGAAAAACCAUAAUGCACGACCUGAUGGGUCUGCCCCCGCGCCUGAAGCACAUUAUAUUGCCCAGGGAAGCAAUUCUAGAAGGGGUCGAGGAAAGGGUCGUGGUAGAGGUCACGGUCGAAACAAUCGAAGUGGUAAAGGCAAAGGCAACAAUGACUCCCGGGCCCAAGAUAAGAAACAAAGUGAUCAAGCUUACAAAAUGACGCAAAAGAAAAAUGAUAAGCAACCGUCAAGAAAGGAAUCUCAUCACACCAACACUGAUUUGCCUGAAGCAAAUGCAGUGAUGAAUGAUGAUGAUGAUCUUUUAAAAUAUGAGCUUGAAGACUUUGGUGAUCAAGAAUGA
This is a messenger RNA of Ipomoea nil (Japanese morning glory), 888 nucleotides long. RefSeq lists its product as uncharacterized. The transcript is spliced from 2 exons. Bases 1 to 888 code for a protein of 295 amino acids. The record is from RefSeq and is a predicted model, not a curated record. NCBI's taxonomy places the organism in Eukaryota, Viridiplantae, Streptophyta, Magnoliopsida, Solanales, Convolvulaceae.